Ochotona curzoniae (black-lipped pika) is the source of this 4876-nucleotide messenger RNA. RefSeq names its product family with sequence similarity 135 member B (gene FAM135B). NCBI's taxonomy places the organism in Eukaryota, Metazoa, Chordata, Mammalia, Lagomorpha, Ochotonidae. Bases 1 to 4191 code for a protein of 1396 amino acids. The record is from RefSeq and is a predicted model, not a curated record. The transcript is spliced from 19 exons.
AUGUCUGAAGUACAAGGAACAGUUGAGUUUUCUGUAGAGCUACAUAAAUUUUAUAAUGUGGAUCUCUUCCAGAGAGGGUACUACCACAUCCAGCUGACCUUGAAGGUAUCCUCAAGGAUCCCCCACAGACUGAGCGCCUCCAUUGUUGGUCAGACAGAGAGCAGCAGCCUGCACUCAGCCUGCAUCCACGAGAACACGGUACUUAGCCGAGUCUUUCAGAUCUUGUACAGGAAUGAAGAGGUGCCCGUAAAUGAUGUCAUGAUCUUCCGAGCUCACCUUCUCCUGGACGGCGAAAGGGUAGAGGAUGCGCUCAGUGAAGUCGACUUCCAGCUCAAGGUGGACUUGCACUUCACAGACAGUGAGCAGCAGCUGAGGGACGUGGCUGGGGCCCCGAUGAUCAGCAGCCGCACGCUUGGCCUGCAUUUCCACCCCCGGAGAGGCCUGCACCACCAGGUCCCAGUCAUGUUUGACUACUUCCACCUGUCGGUGAUCUCGAUGACCAUCCACGCUGCCCUGGUGGCUCUGCAACAGCCCCUGAUCAGCUUCACUCGCCCAGGAAGGGGUUCCUGGCUUGGCAAAGGUGGAGCAGACACGGGACCAGAGCCGUCUAUCAUUUCUCUGGAAAACCUGGUCUUCGGGGCUGGAUAUUGCAAGCCUGCCUCCUCUGAGGGCAGCUUCUACGUCCCCUCCGAGAACUGCAUCCAACACGCACACAAGUGGCACCGGGACCUGUGCCUCCUACUCUUGCAUGCCUACCAGGGACUUCGCCUCUACUUUCUGCUCAUCAUGAGGGACGUCCCAGGGCUGCCUCGCAUGGAGCUGGAAGCCCUUGCGGUUGAAGAAACGCUCUCUCAGCUGUGCUCAGAGCUCCAGAUGCUCAACAAUCCGGAGAAGAUAGCAGAACAGAUAAGUAAGGACCUGGCCUGGCUCUCCUCCCACCUGAUGGCUCUGUGGACCCAGUUCCUGGACACGGUGACUCUGCAUUCCCAGGUGACGGCUCAUCUCACCCAGGAGCACCACACCUUGAGGGUCCGGAGGUUUUCUGAGGCCUUCUUUUAUAUGGAGCACCAGAAGCUUGCCGUCCUGACCUUUCAGGAGAAUCUGAUACAGAGCCACAGCCAGCUGUCCCUUGAUGUCCGGAACUCUGAGUACCUCUCCAGCAUGCCCCCACUGCCUGCGGAGUGCCUGGACAUCGACGGAGACUGCAACACUUUGCCUGUGAUCUUCGAGGACCGCUAUGUGGACUGCCCUGCCACAGGACCUAAAGUGAAUGUUUAUCCUACCUUUGAUGUUCCACGGACUAAUCCUGCAAUAACAAGUCUAAAAGAGAAAGAAGAAAACCAUAUUGUAAAUAGAAAAUCAGCUUUUAGGGAAAACCUUGUCCUGGCUGCCGUGAAACCAAACCCAAAGGACCCUGCUAGAGGAAGUCUCCAGGGUCCAGGGCCAGGAGACAACACAGCUACACAGCACCAGGAGGAUGUGUGCUCAGAGUCUCAGGUAUAUCUAACCAUUGGUGAAUUCCAAAACAAAGCGAAUGUGUCUGCAGAAGAAUUUUUGACCGACCAAAGGUCUGAUGUGGAUACCUGUGUGCAGGCAGAUGUGGCCUUGCCCCGGAAGAGCCCAAGCCCUGAGGAUGCGCAGGCCCCAGCACUCACCUACAUUGAUGUGAAAUCUAGCAAUAAGAACUGCCACAGGGCCGAUCCCAUAGUGGUUGUCAGUGCUGAGUGUGAGACCCAGAGUCCUAGAGAGCAACCUGGGUUAGAGACAUCCGUGCUGAGCAAAGUGUUAGCCAAGGGAAGUCGCCCAAAUGCCAUCCCUUCGGACAAAGCAACUCUCCAUGAUGUGAAUGCUUAUGGAAAAGGAGCAGACCAGGAGGGUAGGAUGCUACUCCUUGGCCUAAAACUCAUUCCCUCGGAUCCCUGGGAAACCUCCAGCUCUGCACUGAGGGAGCCCCUUGAUGUUAGAUCUCCCCCAAAGGAUCCACACACCGAAGAACGAGAGACCCUGUCGGUGCUGGCGAGGAUCAUCAAGAGGUCUUCUUCCAUCAUUUCUGAUUCGGGCAUUGAAAGCGAACCAAGCUCUGUGGCCUGGUCUGAAGCCAGAAGCAGGGCCCUGGAGUUACCCAGUGACAGGGACGUCUUGCAGCAGUUGGUUCGAAGGCAUGCUCUGCACAGGAACUCCUUGGAGGGCGGGCACACGGAAAGCAAUACGAGCCUGCCGAGUGGCAUCCAGGCUUCUCUGACCUCCAUCAGCUCGUUGCCUUUUGAGGAUGAAGAACGGGAGUUGGCACUCACCAAGUUAACCAAGUCUGUCUCUGCCCCCCAAAUCAACAGCCCAGAGGAGACUGCUGAUGACACGGAUGCCAAGCAGCCAGGAGCAACUUUUGCUGAAGCUUUGAAUUCCCCUGAACAUGGCUCUCAGCCUUGUGGUAGUUCCAGGAUGCAGGGUUCCGGAGAAGGGUAUCCCUUUGUGGAAAUUGUUCUAGAUGCUGACAACCAGCAGGGUCCUGGUUACAUGGACAUCCCCAAUGGGAAAGGGGGUCAUCUUGAUCUUCAAAGACACUGUCAUCUUGACAGCAGGAUUGAAAAUGUGGCAGGUGUUAAAACCAAAGUUCUUAAUUUAAAAACCCCACACAUUGCAACACUUGAAAACUCUAGGGCCAGAUCUUUCCAGAGAGCGCCAAUGGAAACUCCAAAGGGCAUGCCUAUGGAUUUGACUGUGGGCAAAGGACCUUUUCCCAACAGCUGCACCGCAGAGGCUGGGAGCAUCUCCCACCAUAAGGUGCCGGAACGCAGCCGUGUAUCGGGGGCGGAGGCCCUGAGUCCGAGUCCGGCAGUUGGGUGCAGCAGUUCACCUUGCAUCAUCGAUGACAAAGUGUUGAGUAAAGGUGCCGUCACCUUCCCGGAGGCUGAACAUGAAGCAGGCAACGUGUGCCCCACUGUGACUCAUUCUGCACAUUCCCAGGUUUUGAGAAGUCAGGAGCCGAAAGGGGGCAGCUCCAUAGCCCAGCUGGCCCACGGCGAGUCUUUCACUCUGGAGAACCUGAAGGCCGUGGAGGUCGUCAACAUGUCUGUGUCUUGCACUGCUACCUGUCUCCCUUUCUCAUCUGUGCCCAAGGAGACCCCUGCCAGGGCUGGAUUCUCCUCCAAACAGACUCCGUUCCCCAUCACUCAUCAGCCUUUGGGCUCCUUUGGAGUCGUUUCUACUCAUUCCGGCAAGCUGGAGGAAGAAGUCAGUGAAAGAAUGUUUAGCUUUUAUCAGGCCAAAGAACGGUUUAAGAAAGAGCUGAAGAUUGAAGAGUUUCUGUACAGUGACUUAUCUGUACUAGCUUCUGAUAGACCGUAUUUCCCACCAGAGGAAGAGGAAGAAAAUUUGGAAGAGGGAAUUCACCUGGUUGUUUGUGUCCACGGCCUGGAUGGGAACAGUGCAGACCUCCGACUCGUGAAGACUUUCAUAGAAUUGGGCCUUCCCGGAGGGAAGCUGGACUUCCUCAUGUCUGAGAAGAAUCAGAUGGACACGUUUGCAGAUUUUGACACCAUGACGGAUCGGCUACUAGAUGAGAUCAUCCAACACAUCCAGUUGUACAACCUCUCCAUAUCCAGGAUCAGCUUCAUUGGCCAUUCUCUCGGCAACAUCAUCAUCCGAUCUGUCCUUACUCGGCCCCGGUUCCGGUAUUACCUCAACAAACUGCACACUUUCCUGUCGCUGUCCGGGCCUCACCUGGGGACCCUGUACAACAACAGUGCCCUGGUCAGCACAGGCUUGUGGCUCAUGCAGAAACUGAAGAAAUCUGGGUCCCUUCUGCAGCUGACCUUCAGGGAUAAUGCUGACUUACGCAAAUGUUUCUUGUACCAACUAAGCCAAAAAACAGGACUGCAGUACUUUAAAAACGUCGUGCUGGUCGCAUCGCCCCAGGACCGCUAUGUGCCCUUUCACUCAGCCAGGAUUGAAAUGUGUAAAACUGCUCUCAAAGACAGACACACAGGGCCAGUUUAUGCGGAAAUGAUCAACAACCUUCUAGGCCCCCUGGUGGAAGCCAAGGACUGCACUCUGAUCCGGCACAACGUGUUCCACGCCCUGCCCAACACUGCCAACACGCUCAUUGGCCGAGCUGCCCACAUCGCCGUGCUGGACUCGGAGCUCUUCCUCGAGAAGUUUUUCUUGGUGGCAGGACUCAACUACUUCAAAUAGUGACGUGGCUAGGGCAAGCCUCGGGUAACUCGCCAGGAGUCUGUGAAAUCUGUUGAGAGCUUGAGCUGACACAUGCUUGUAUGGACCUCUAUAGUCUAGGGUGGAGUUCCAACUAGGGGGAUGGAGGCUGUGAGGAUCUAGACAUGUGGGCUACUUUUGUUCUGGAUAUUUGGAAAAGCCGAGCAAAGUACGGGAUAGACAAAAAAAAGCCUUGCUUGAAUUGAUCUAGCCACCUUAAGACUCUUUUCAGUUGCUUUCUUGAAAAAAAAAAUAAACAUGAGAAAGAAACACAAUGGGUGGGGUAGGUGAGUACAUCUUUUUAAAGCACUGUUGUGUCACAGAGAUUGCUCCAAUAUGACUAGAUUUGUCCAACAUGUUAUUAGCUCAUAGCUUUAUCAUUUGAUAAGCAUUUCAAAACUCAGGUUAACCUCUGUGCAAAAGUGGAACAUAUCUGUGUAAAAAGAACCCAUGAUAGAUUCCACUGUGCUACUGGUUCAGCAAAAAUGUGAUUCCCACUGUCUCAUUCACUCUUUGUGUUUUCUGAACAAGGCACAGAGGAAUGAAUUAUAAAUCCCAAUUUUAUUUUGUAAACUGUGGCUUUCAGUAAGGAAUGAUAAAGAUGAUGCCACUGGUCAACACAAGUGUGUGAAAACAAAAUAACCAUGGGGAACCUAUUAAACAAAUG